This is a messenger RNA of Camelina sativa (false flax), 648 nucleotides long. Its product is annotated as putative F-box protein At1g30920. Gene Ontology annotation, molecular function: RNA-DNA hybrid ribonuclease activity; nucleic acid binding. Lineage: Eukaryota; Viridiplantae; Streptophyta; Magnoliopsida; Brassicales; Brassicaceae. The record is from RefSeq and is a predicted model, not a curated record.
AUGAGCCAUGAUAAAGACGUUGCAAUCCAGGAGGCUUGUAUUUUGACACUAGGAACUGCACAGUGGAGGUUGAAAAAAUGGAGAUGUCUCCAUUAUCCUUUGUCUGAGGGGAUAUGUAUCAAUGGUGUUUUGUAUUAUAUAGGUCGAGUAGUAGAAGGUUCUGCUGUGGUGAUAGUUUCCUUUGAUUUUAGGUCUGAGGGGAAAUUCAUGUUGAUUCCGGAAGUUAAUGGCAUUGCUCUUUGGUCAAGGCCUAGUGUUUUGGUUAAUUUCAAAGGUAAGUUAGGAGGAAUUCAGAGUGAGUGGCGUGCUAAUGAUGCUGUAGAUGGAAGGCUUAGCCUUGUGUUGUCUUUAUGGGUUUUAGAGGAUGUUGGCAAGCGGGAGUUUUCUAAACGUGUCUACAAUUUGCCGGAAUUGUGGGAGAACCGAAACGUUAAUGCCUCUGUUCACAAUGCUGGAGUGACUGCUACUGGUGAAGUUGUUUUGUCGAGAGAGUGUACAUCGUCUAACCCAUUCUAUGUUUUCUACUUCAAUCUUGAUAGCUACACUCUACGAAGAGUUGAGAUCCAAGGAUUUGAAAAGCUUGAGAGAUAUAGAGUUCGAGCCUUUGUAGACCAUGUUGAGGAUUUAAAGUUUCUAGCAGCGAGCUAA